CUGGGCUCUGCAGUCUCAGCUCUGUGCCAACCUCUCCCCCAGCCACACCAUGAAGCUGUGUGUGUCUGCUCUCUCUCUCCUCCUGGUCAUGGCUGCCUUCUGGGCUCCAGCGCUCUCAGCACCAAUGGGCUCUGACCCUCCCACUUCCUGCUGCUUUUCUUACACUGCUCAGAAGCUUCCUCGGAACUUUGUGACAGAUUACUAUGAGACCAGCAGCCUUUGCUCCAAGCCAGCAGUGGUAUUCCUCACCAGAAAAGGCAAGCAAGUCUGUGCGGACCCCAGCCAGCCCUGGGUCAAUGAGUAUGUGAAUGACCUGGAGCUGAACUGA
Messenger RNA from Peromyscus californicus insignis, 328 nucleotides. RefSeq names its product C-C motif chemokine 4-like. Gene Ontology annotation, molecular function: chemokine activity; CCR chemokine receptor binding. Bases 50 to 328 code for a protein of 92 amino acids. The record is from RefSeq and is a predicted model, not a curated record. The transcript is spliced from 3 exons. NCBI's taxonomy places the organism in Eukaryota, Metazoa, Chordata, Mammalia, Rodentia, Cricetidae. Gene Ontology annotation, biological process: positive regulation of ERK1 and ERK2 cascade; cellular response to type II interferon; G protein-coupled receptor signaling pathway. Gene Ontology annotation, cellular component: extracellular region.